AGUUUAAAAGAGCUUUUUUUUUUUUUUUUGUUAAAAUCAUCCAACAAUGGAGGGGCCACAAAAUGGUGAAAUUUUGCCACUUUUAGGCAAACUCUUCCAUCAUUUUAUUCUGACUAAAUCCCAUGUCCCUCCACAUUACAAUAUUUAUUUGCCAGUAAAAAUGAACUCAGUUUUACCUGGAAUUAUGAUCCCUACGGCUAUAUACUGUGGGGAAAAGGUAUGGAAGAUGAAUUAUUAUGGGAACAGAAGAAGUAAAGCACUUGAGUCAAAACAAUGGAAGAAGUUUGUUAAUGAUAAUGGUCUCAAGUGUGGAGAUGGUUGCGUAUUUGAGCUGUUGGAAUGCACCGCCAGUUUACUCAAAUUCAGAGUUCAAAUUCUUAGAGGUCACAUCCCUUUCCAGCUCCACCACAAGUUUACCGGUGAAACUAAGGACACCCCCAUAGUCAUUGACUAGCUAAUAUGUAAAUAUAUAUUCAUUAUAUGCCCCUCCUUCUCCUAAUAUGAAUUUAUGUAAUCUUACUUUUUGUGUGCUAUCUUACUUUUCCUUAGUUAAUUAUAUAUCGUACCUUUGAUUUUUGUGUUUCA
Messenger RNA from Cucumis melo (muskmelon), 585 nucleotides. Its product is annotated as B3 domain-containing protein Os04g0386900-like. Bases 47 to 454 code for a protein of 135 amino acids. NCBI's taxonomy places the organism in Eukaryota, Viridiplantae, Streptophyta, Magnoliopsida, Cucurbitales, Cucurbitaceae. The transcript is spliced from 2 exons. The record is from RefSeq and is a predicted model, not a curated record. Gene Ontology annotation, molecular function: DNA binding.